Molecule: messenger RNA, 1736 nt
Organism: Pogoniulus pusillus (Red-fronted tinkerbird)
Lineage: Eukaryota; Metazoa; Chordata; Aves; Piciformes; Lybiidae
Gene: PRKAB2
Product: protein kinase AMP-activated non-catalytic subunit beta 2
Exons: 8
Coding region: 67-891 (274 amino acids)
Biological process (GO): signal transduction
Cellular component (GO): cytoplasm; nucleotide-activated protein kinase complex; nucleus
Molecular function (GO): protein kinase binding
Source: RefSeq, a predicted model, not a curated record
GGGCGUGGCGCCAUUUUGGACGGAGGCGGCGAGCGGGUCGGCGGUGGCAGGGGCUGCUGAGCUGCCAUGGGAAACACCACUAGCGAGCGAGUGUCUGGGGAGCGCCAUGGCUCCAAGUCCCACCGAUCGGAUGGCUCUGGUACCCCCCACUCUGCCAAGGAGCACCCACACAAGAUCAUGGUGGGCAGCACUGAUGACCCCAGUGUUUUCAGCUCACAUGACUCCAAGAUUCCUGGGGACAAGGAAUUUGUGUCAUGGCAGCCUGAUCUGGAGGAGUCAGUGAAACCACCCCAACAGGCUCGUCCCACUGUCAUUCGCUGGGCUGAUGGAGGCAAAGAGGUCUUCAUCUCUGGCUCUUUCAACAACUGGAGCACCAAGAUUCCGCUCAUCAAAAGCCACAACGACUUUGUCGCUAUCCUAGACCUCCCAGAAGGAGAACACCAGUACAAAUUCUUCGUGGAUGGCCAGUGGGUCCAUGACCCAUCUGAGCCCGUGGUCACCAGCCAGAUGGGGACGAUUAACAACCUGAUUCAUGUCAAGAAGUCUGACUUUGAGGUGUUCGACGCCUUGAAGGUGGAUUCUCUGGAGAGCUCAGAAACCUCAGGUCGGGACUUAUCAAGCUCACCACCUGGACCUUAUGGCCAAGAGAUGUAUGUAUAUCGGCCUGAAGAGCGCUUCAAAUCCCCACCUAUCCUCCCACCUCAUCUCCUCCAGGUCAUCCUGAACAAGGACACCAAUAUCUCGUGUGACCCGGCACUGCUGCCUGAACCCAACCAUGUCAUGCUCAAUCACCUCUAUGCACUCUCUAUUAAGGAUGGCGUGAUGGUGCUGAGUGCCACGCACCGCUACAAGAAGAAGUACGUCACCACGUUGCUCUACAAGCCCAUCUGAGCCAAGGCCUCGCCCGCCCCCACGCAGGACACCAAACGCUGCUUCAUCUGCACACACUGGGCCAUGGGACUGUGUGACAACUGGCUGCUGGCUCCAGCCUGGAACCCGGCAGAGAUGCAGGCCUCCACCGUGAGCCCAAGGAUGCUGCAGCCUGUGACGCUGUCCCACGCUACUGGUGUGGUUCAAUUUAACCCUGGUUUCUGCCCACCUACAGCUCCCCUUGGCUUCUGCGAGCCUCUGGGGCCACUCUGCUGCUCACCAGAAUAGCCUUUCCUCACGCCCAACACGGAAAGGGCUUCACCCUACCCAUCUUCUCCAGCCUGUGAGGGCCCUGAGAUGGGCCUGGCACUGCCACCAGCCCAAGCCUCCAGGAACAUCUACCUGCUGAACAUUGCUGUGCUGUCCUGGUGAUGAGCCUCCAAGGCCACAAUGAUCUCUAGGGCCUCUGGCAUGUGCCAGCUUGCCACCUGCCCCCUGUGCUGCAGCCCUGGGUUGCUGUCCUCCUUGUGCUCCCCAACCUUUGAGGAGGACUCUUAGCUUUGACUGCAGCCUCUGCCACGUUCAGCAUCAAGCCAGUGGGAGCAAGGAUACAGCUGGAGCCCACCACAUUUACCUGCUGCUGGGACGGAACCAUCAAGGACCGAGUGCCCUGUCCCUAACCUUGAGUGCUUCUGAGGGGCAUGACUGACUUCAUCCCAGCCAGAAGGACACCUGCACAUGCCCAUGCUGGAGGGGGCCUGGGGAGAGUGAAGCCAGGCAGGGACCCCAGGACCCCAGCUACCCCACUGCUGCCAGAGCAGUGCCACGUGACAGGGUUUUCUCUAUUUAUUACAGUAUUUAUUGUU